CCGCCGGGCCCUUCCGCCCCACGCGCCCGGGCUGCAGUCCCUGCUUUGGACGCUGCAGACCCGUGCGAGGAGGGCAGCCGGCAGCUCUCUGCGUGCCCCUGGGUCGCGCCUGCCCCGACGAGGCGUCAGCUGCCGGCCUGGUGGCCUCUGAGCAGGGCAGGGCAGGGCUGAUGCGGCCCGCUCGUGAACCCACACAGAAGUGGGGCGGGCCUCACGCGGCCCCGCUUUCCUCCUGCGUGUUUUUGGGGUGGCAAACCCACUGCAAGGGCGAGGCGGAGUCGUGGGGGCGGGAGGGGCCGAGGCCGACGGGUCUGGCCGCUUCGCCGGGUGUCCCUCGGUGUGCAGGGGUGUUCACGGGCCCUUCCUUCUCCGCAUUCAUUGCCCCGGUUUGCUCCCGGCCCCUGCUCCCUUGCUCCUUCGCUUCGGGGGGGGGGCGCGGGGGCCCGCGGGUGUUCGGCCUCCUUCCGUGCCCGUUCCAAGAAGCGACGGCACUCUCCCUGGCCACGGGACGGGGCCCGGCAGAGAGCAGCCUUCGGCCCCCGGCCCAGCCCAGAGUCGAGGGAGGAGACGGCCCGCAGAGCCAGCGGACUCGUCUGCGGCCCUCGCGGGACCCUCCCGCCAGCCCUGCCCUGGGUUUAAACACCCGCUUCGCAUCUGCGGGGCGGUGGCUUCUCGCGCCAGUUUCCCCUUCCGCCGUUCUGCCCCGCUCCCGGCUCCACAAGGCGCGGAGAAGAGUCUGGUUCGGCGUCGGGAGGCGCAAAGCCUCGCACAUCUGGCAGCGGAAGGUGCCCAUGGAGGAGGAGGAGGAGGAAGUUCGCCGCUGGGAGGAGAGGCCGUCGCGGAAACUCCAGAGGAACCUGCUGAAAGGAGCCGCCACCGGGAUGCCACUCUUUGGAUUAAGGUCUGGCAAGAAGCAGCGCUUGAAAGAGCAAGAGAGGCACCUGCGGGCAAACGACCGAGCCUUCAACCUGCAGUUCAAUUACGCUAAAAACUCCAUUAAAACCUCCAAGUACAACUUCUUCACCUUCCUGCCUCUCAACUUAUUUGAGCAGUUCCAGCGGGUGGCCAACGCCUACUUCCUCUUCCUGCUCAUCUUGCAGCUCAUCCCUGAGAUUUCCUCUCUAUCCUGGUUCACCACGGUGGUACCCCUGAUCUUGGUGCUGACUGUGUCUGCGGCAAAGGAUGCCAUUGACGACGUGAAUCGUCAUGCAAGUGACAAGCAAGUCAACAAUCGUCCUGUCAAAGUGCUGAUCAAUGGCAGUUUGAAGGAUGACCGGUGGCUGAACGUUGAAGUUGGGGACAUAAUCAAGUUGGAAAACAAUAACUUUGUGACGGCAGACUUGUUGUUGCUGUCCAGCAGUGAGCCUCAUAGCCUGACAUACAUUGAGACAGCCGAACUGGAUGGGGAAACCAACCUUAAAGUGAAGCAGGCCCUGACAGUUACGGCAGAGCUGGGUGAGGAUCUGCCAGCUUUGAGCUGUUUUGAUGAUCUUUCCACUCUUUGCUUCUCUUCCAAGUGCUUUCCUGCUUCACUUCACUCCUCUGAGGGCCAAUGGGUAGUAGUCACAGGCGGUGCGCGAGCCUUUCUUGCGUCGUUCCAGCGGUGCAGUUCUUCUGAGGGUGAGAUCAGGUGUGAAGCACCAAAUAACAAGCUGGACAAAUUUAUGGGGACCCUCGCCUUUAAGGGGGAGAAGUACUCCUUGGACAAUGAGCGGAUGUUGCUGAGAGGCUGCACGAUCCGGAACACAGAGUGGUGUUUUGGGCUUGUCAUCUUUGCAGGGCCAGACACCAAGUUAAUGCAGAAUAGCGGAAGAACCGUUUUUAAAAGGACAAGCAUUGAUCGCCUGAUGAACUACUUGGUGUUGGUGAUCUUUGUGCUUUUGGCUGCCAUGUGUUUGAUCCUGGCCAUUGGCAACAGCAUUUGGGAAUACAGGCAGGGCUACAAGUUCCAGGUGUACCUGCCAUGGCCGCAGGACGUCCACUCUGCCACCUUCUCUGCAUUCCUCAUGUUCUGGUCGUACGUCAUCAUCCUCAACACGGUGGUGCCCAUCUCCCUUUAUGUUAGCGUAGAGAUAAUCCGUUUGGGCAACAGCUUCUACAUUGAGUGGGACCGCAAGAUGUACUAUGCUCCGAACGACACGCCCGCCCAGGCCCGAACCACCACCCUCAACGAGGAGCUGGGCCAGAUCAAGUACGUCUUCUCAGACAAGACGGGGACCCUCACCCGCAACAUCAUGAUCUUCAACAAGUGCUGCAUCAACGGGAAGAUCUACGGGGACAUCUACGACUCGGAGGGACAACGGGUGGAGGUCACUGAGAACACAGAGAAAGUUGAUUUCUCCUACAACCCACUAGCUGACCCCAAGUUCACAUUCUAUGACCACAGCCUGGUUGAAGCGGUGAAGGUGGGUGAUGUCCCCACCCACAUGUUUUUCCGCAUCCUUUCUCUGUGCCACACGGUGAUGCCGGAAGAGAAGAAGAAAGGAGAGCUGUUCUACCAGGCUCAGUCUCCAGACGAGGGAGCCCUCGUCACGGCUGCCCGGAACGUUGGCUUUGUCUUUCGUGCCCGGACCCCGGAGACCAUAACCGUGGUGGAGAUGGGGGAGGAGCUGGUCUACCAGCUGCUUGCCAUCCUGGAUUUCAACAAUGUGCGCAAGAGGAUGUCUGUCAUUGUGCGGAGCCCAAAGGGUAAACUGACCCUGUACUGCAAGGGUGCGGACACGAUCCUGUAUGAGCUCCUUCAUUCUUCCUGUGGACCACUCAAGGAAGAGACCAGGGAGUACUUGGAAGAGUUUGCCGGGGAAGGGUUGCGGACUUUGGUUGUAGCCUACAAAGACCUGGAGCAAAGCUACUUCGAGGAGUGGCAGAGGCGUCACCACGAGGCAAGCACAGCCCUGCAUGAGCGAGAUGAGAAGCUGUCUGAACUGUAUGAAGAAAUUGAGAGAGGCUUGAUGUUACUUGGUGCCACAGCUGUUGAGGACAAGCUGCAAGACGGCGUCCCCCAGACCAUUGAGAUCUUGGGGAAAGCGCAGAUUAAAAUCUGGGUGCUCACUGGAGACAAGCAAGAGACUGCCGUGAACAUUGCCUACUCCUGCAACAUGCUCUACGACAGCAUGAAGGACAUCUUCAUCAUCCAUGGCGACACCUCAGAGGAAGUGCGGCAGGAACUCAGGAAUGCAAGGAAGAAGAUGCAGCCUGACGCCUUUGGGGAGGACGAUGAGCUUGACACCCAUGUCAAAAAACCUGGGAAAUCAAAGGUCUUGCCUGAUGAGCAGCCCAACGGGGAGUACGGCCUGGUUAUUAACGGGCACAGCUUGGCCUACGCCCUAGAGGGGGAGCUGGAGCAAGAGCUGGUGAAGACGGCCUGCCUGUGCAAGGUGGUGAUCUGCUGCCGGGUGACCCCCCUGCAGAAAGCCCAAGUGGUGGAGCUGGUGAAGACGUACAAGAACGCGGUGACCCUGGCCAUCGGGGAUGGCGCCAACGAUGUCAGCAUGAUCAAGACUGCCCAUAUCGGAGUCGGCAUCAGUGGUCAGGAGGGGAUGCAGGCUGUGCUGUCCAGCGACUUCUCCUUUGCACAGUUCCGCUACCUCCAGCGGCUGCUCCUGGUCCACGGCCGGUGGUCGUACAUCCGCAUGUGCAAGUUCCUGGCCUACUUCUUCUACAAGAACUUUGCUUUCACGCUGGUGCAUUUCUGGUACGGCUUCUUCUCUGGCUUCUCUGCACAGACAGUCUAUGAUGAGUGGUUCAUCACUCUUUACAACAUGGUGUACACCUCCUUACCUGUGCUGGGAAUGAGCCUCUUCGACCAGGACGUGGACGAGAAGUGGAGCUUGCAGUUCCCCCAGCUCUACGCGCCUGGCCAGCAGAACCGCUACUUCAACAAGAGGGAGUUUGCCAAGUGCAUGCUGUACAGCGUGUACAGCUCCCUGGUGCUCUUCUUCGUGCCCUGCGGGACCUUGUUCAACUCCCUGCGCAGCGACGGGAAGGCCAUCGCUGACUACCAGUCCUUUGCCCUCACGGCUCAGACCUGCCUGCUCAUUGUGGUCUCCGUGCAGAUGGGCCUGGACACUGCCUACUGGACAGCUGUGAACCAGCUCUUCAUCUGGGGCAGCCUGGCCAUGUACUUUGCCAUCACCUUCACCAUGUACAGCAACGGCACAUACCUGAUCUUCACGGCUUCCUUCCCUUUUGUAGGCUCAGCUCGGAACACCUUGAACCAGCCGACCGUCUGGCUCUCAGUCUUCCUCUGUGUCAUCCUCUGCGUCCUGCCGGUGGUCGGCUUCCGGUUCCUGAAGAUGCAGCUCAAGCCGACCAUCAGUGACAAGGUUUUGCGACUGGUGAGGGAGCUGCAGAAGGGGCGCCCAGCCCCGGUCCUCAAGCGGCCCUUGCAGCGCAGAGCGUCGCGGCGCUCCGGCUACGCCUUCUCCCACCAGCACGGCUUCGGGGCGCUCAUCACCUCCGGACUCAUCAACAUGCACCCCAGGGUCCCCUUCGGCCUCUCCAGGUCGUUCUCCCCCAACAGCGAGAAGUACCAGCUGGAGUGAUGCGCCGGAGCGGGAGGAUGCGUGGCCUCGGCCCUGGGCGACAAACUACUUGGGGGGGUGGAGGCCCCUCUUUUCCUGCUGCCCGUGAACCCAAGUGAGCGCCCCGGGAGGAGAGCAGAGCCCCAUGGAGGAGGAGUCGCCACACGCAUCGACAGCGCCCUUGGGGGGCAGGACCUCCCCGUCCGCACGUGAUCUACUGGAUCCAGGCAGCACGGCCAGAUCCGCCAGCCGUCCUGUGCCUCCGCGAUCUGUCCAGGGCCUUCUCCCCCACCCUGAAGCCAGAGGGGGAGGGGUUUAAGGCCACCGAAGGGGGGCAUUUCCAGAGGCGCAAGUGCCGUGGGGUGUGUGGCUCGGCCCCAGAGAAUCCCGCGAGGGAGUCCGCCAUCAUCGCAGCACAGCCACGCCCCCCCCGUGGUCUUUGGGAGCUGAGUCCCCACCCAGCCUGCCCGUCAAGCCUUCGCUCCCGGGGCUGAUGGUCCAUAUGCCCUUAUCCCGUCGGGGAGACUCGCCCGCCUGCUUCCUGCUCGGGUGCGAGUGCGGCUCCCCGCGUCUGCGCCACGCUUCCCAAAGCCCCCCCUGUCCAUUUUGGCUUGGGGGACCUGCAAGCGGGAUAAGGCCGGCCUGGCUAGGCGGACAGUAAGGCGCUUGGACCCUCCGCGCACCUUGGCUCCCCAGGCGGGGGGGGGCAGGGAAAAAAAGCCCCCAAAGACUUUGAUCUUCCUUUUGUACGACCACCCUUUUUAAUAAAAACGCCGGCAAAGGGACUCUCCGCCGCCUCUUUCUCUCUGCUUCCCACCGCGGGGUGGUGGUGGCGGUGCAACCCCCAACAGUCCCGGCAAGGCGGCCGCUGGCAAGUAGGUGCUGCCGGACCCCUCUGAACCGGGCGGGGGCGCUGAUUCGAGGGCAACGCGCGGGCUUGACUCGGCUCGGCAUCCGCUGAGACGGCCCGGCCGGUGCACGGUGGGAGUGGCGGCCCGGACCCGCCAUGCCCGCCCCACAGAGCCCCUGUUCCUAUGAGAGCGAGGUUUGGGGUGUGCUUCACCCCUCCACCAGCCGGCCGUUUUCCAAGCCCGA
Rhineura floridana is the source of this 5618-nucleotide messenger RNA. RefSeq names its product phospholipid-transporting ATPase ID-like. Gene Ontology annotation, molecular function: ATPase-coupled intramembrane lipid carrier activity; ATP hydrolysis activity; ATP binding. Gene Ontology annotation, cellular component: plasma membrane. Gene Ontology annotation, biological process: Golgi organization; phospholipid translocation. The transcript has 29 exons. Bases 171 to 4544 code for a protein of 1457 amino acids. The record is from RefSeq and is a predicted model, not a curated record. NCBI's taxonomy places the organism in Eukaryota, Metazoa, Chordata, Lepidosauria, Squamata, Rhineuridae.